UAACUACUCAACUUUGCUGUUGAGUUCAAUUCCAGCAGGCUCUGACUUUUAUAGCAUUUUUCUUGCAACCUACUGUAACACUCUUUCUCCCAAAGCUAAGUCAACAAAGACGUUGGGAGCAGAAAAAAUGGCAUCAAAAAGGGGAAUGAGUGAGGAGGAACGACAGCGUCUGACUUCGCUCUUUCACGCCUACGAUGUGGAUAAUUCAGGGCAGAUUGAAAAAAACGAGUUCUUUACUAUUUGUCAGGAGCUCUGGGUGCCUUCCCAGGAGGCAGAGGGAAUAUUCAACCGUCUGGACGUGGACAACGACGGCACUGUGACCUUAGAGGAGUUCAUCAGUGGAUUCAGCGAGCGGCACGACGAGGAAGAGGAGGACUCUCAGAAUGAGGAUAAGAACUCCUCGAAGAGUGACGAAGACUUUCCAGACAAUGACGAACAUUUGAUAUGCAGUCAGACACAUCCCUCUAUCAAACGGAUGAGCGCAGAGGAGCAGGAGCGACUGCGCGCCCUGUUUCGCACCUACGACGUAGACAACUCGGGCAGCAUCGAGAGGAACGAGUUUCUCACCAUCUGCUCCGAGCUGCAGGUGCCUGCGACCGAGGCGGACCGGAUAUUUGACCGGCUGGACGUGGACCAGAACGGAACCGUCACCCUGCAGGAGUUCAUCAUAGGCUUCAACGACCGAUACGGAGAGGAGAUGGAGUCCGACGGAGGAGACGUGUCCGUGGCGUGGGAGAACUUCGAAGUGAGGAUGGGCGAGCAGGCCAAGUACAUCCCCAGGCAUGAACAAGCUUCGACGCUGUACCAGAACAUCAGUCUGACGGAGCCCAGGCUGAUCCCUCAGCUGGAGAAAGUCAUCAUGAACUUCACCAAAGAGAUCAAACAGCAGAACUCAGAGAUGGAGAACCUCGCCCUCGCCAUCAAACGAGCGCAGGACCAGGCCUCGAUGCAGCUCAGUGAGAUGGAGGAGGAGAUGGACCAACGUAUUCAUGCUGCUGAGAGGAAAACACGAGAGCAGGAGAAGAAGAAAACCGAGGCGGCACUGAGUGAGCUACAGAGAGGUUUUGAAAAUGAUAUAUGUGAGCUGCAGUGUAAGAUCCAGAGGAUGCAAAUGAUUGAAGAGAAGUACAAAAACAUCACGGUGAAAGACGAGAGCCCGGCUUUGAAAAAGAAGAUCAACGAGCUGACGCUGGACAACCAGAAGUUAAAACAGGAGCUGAUGAAAUCUCAGACCAAAGUGGCGUGUCUUCGUAGUGAGAUGGACUCGCUGCAGACAGAACUAACAGAUCAAAGCAUCACCUCUGAACGAGACGAGGAGCUCAUGAAACAUUUCUCUGAUGAGCGAGACGUCCUGGAGAGUCAGAUCGAGAUCCUGCAGACAGCCAACAGGAAACUCCACGACAGUAAUGAUGGUCUGAGGACCGCUCUGGAGAGGAUCACCAGGUCUAAUACUGCUGGGUCACCAGGAGAGAUAAAGAGAAACAGAAGUAAAAGCAUCUGCUACACAUCAUCGCAUGCAUUAAUGGAUAGGUUUUCCCAGCGUAUGGAUUUGGACUUCCCUCUGUACAGCCGCCGGCCCAGCUGUGACACGCUGGCGUUGGCCAUGUGUGACCCCGGCCUGAAGCGCAGAAACAGCAGUGAGUGUGAGGAGGACAGCCUGCCUGAAGUCUACAUGGACAGCGGCCUGUCUACGCUCAGAAGCUCACACGAGGGCUACGAAUCAGAGCCCGAGGUCAAAGGUCCAGAAGAAGAGGAAGAAGAGGAGGAAGCGAGGGAGGAGAGGAAGAAGGAGGACGACAAAUAUAACGUGAUGGUGGAAAACUGUGACACUGAGCCGGCAGAGACACAGGACGCUGAAUCAGCAAUCGGGUCGGACAGCAGCUCCAUUUUGGACUGGAAGCCGUCUGAAAUCCCGAGUGUGGCCCCCGAAGUCCUGAGUGUGGCCCCCGAAGUCCUGAGUGUGGCCCCCGAAGUCCUGAGUGUGGCCGAGGCUCCAGCCCCAACUAAAAGAAAAGCACUCAGCGCCAUCAAUGUUCAGAAAGAGGAGAAAGACAGCACUGACCUGGGCUACAUGACGUCAGAGAAGGCCUACAGGAUCGUGUUGGCUGGAGAUGCUGCGGUGGGAAAAUCCAGCUUCCUGCUCCGCCUCUGCAAGAACGAAUUCAAAUUAAACACCAGCGCUACACUUGGGGUAGAUUUCCAGAUGAAGACACUCAUUGUGGACGGAGAAGCUGUUUUACUCCAACUAUGGGACACUGCUGGACAAGAGAGGUUUCGCAGCAUUGCAAAGUCUUAUUUCCGCCGGGCGGACGGCGUGCUGCUGCUGUACGACGUCACCUGUGAGAAGAGCUUCCUGAACGUUCGAGAGUGGGUGGACAUGAUUGAGGAUUUGUCCCAUGAGGAUAUUCCCAUCAUGCUCGUGGGUAAUAAAUCUGAUCUAAGAACAGAGGAUGUUACAUGUGUUCCUACCAGCUAUGGAGAAAAACUGGCCAUGACCUACAACACUCUGUUCUGUGAAACUAGUGCCAAGGACGGUUCCAACACCGUGGAGGCUGUUCUACACCUGGCCAGGCAAGUAAUCAAACAGGCUACGUUUGAUGAUAAAGGUCACUAUCAGAAGCUCCCCAGCUUAGACGCUCCGAGGAAAAAGCCAAACUUCUCCUGCUGCAACUGAUCAAAUUCAUCAGAAUUCGAACGCGGCGGUGUCUUGAUGUGAACUCAGCCCAAGUGGGGAAAGGACUGCACAUGCAGACACUCAAUAAAAGAGAAAUGAGACAUUUAUUUACCUGCAGAGCUGCAGCAACAAGACACAAUCAUCACUGUUACUAACCCAAUGGAUCACAGCAGAAUAUCAACGGCUCCACAAGUGCCACUAUUUUGUUCAUCAACGUUUUUUUAAACAUGAUGUAUUGUGUUACUGUGCAUGUUUAGGAUGCAUUUUUAUUGUACUAUUGUCACACGUUUUCAUGAGGUCCUUCCACAUAUUUGUGUAUGAAUGCGCCGUUUGCCCAGGCCGGCUCUGCCCUGUUGAAAAGUGAGUUCACAGUGAAAGAAAAAAGAAAGCAUGAAAAGUGAAGACAGCAUGUGUGAGAAGGAUACUGAACGUGAGGAAUGUGAUUGGACAACUUGUGUGCAUGUGAUGAAAGAUGGAGAACUGUUUUAGCGUCGCAUGAAGGUUAGUCCACCAAACUAAGAAGAGUAGAUGCUUCAUGUUAUUAACCGCAGCAGUUAUCUGUAAGUGUUGGUUCAAAAGGGAUUGUGCAGUAUGACGGUGGACAAAAAGAAAACAGAAGUUUGAUGUCUGCAUCGAGUUAUAGAAAAGCUAAACACACAGCUUGUGUGUAUACGAUGAACCCUGGUGCAAUAUGUUAUGGAGUGAGACCUUUUUAUAUAAAAUCACAACCCAUAUUUUCUACUUUAUAUUACCCCUACAGUGUUACACGUCUAUUCAAUUGACUUCCCUUUUCAUACGCCCAGUUUGUAUGAGCAGGUUUGGAGUGGGCACCAAGUCCUUAUUUACGUUUAUGAUGUGUUAUGAUUGAUGAAAAUGAUAUGAGAGGUGAUUUAAAGCCCUUAAACUCAGAUUGUAAUUCAGUUUGAAUUCAUGUGAUCCUGAUAAUAACGGCAUAUUAUCAACCUGCUGAACAGCAGUUUAUUAUUCUGUCAGUAUGCGCCACAUGAAAUGCUCAUUUGAUUUUCAAACAGCAUCCUCAUCGUUAUCUAAUCAUAGUAUUUCUGUAUGAUUACAGGCUUCCACCCCCCCCCCCCCCCCCCCCACACCCCCCAGACGAUUGAGUCUAUUUAAACAAGUGUUAAAUACUUCAGUCGUCAACAAUGAUAAGAAGCACCUUUGUAGAAACUGUGAUAAUUGAGGCUCACUGAAACCUCUGAAAUGUUGUUUUAGAGCCCAUGUGGUACUCAGUCUUACCUGUGAUGUCAUCACCUGACUUAAAGAGACUGUGUCCUUCAUUUGAGUCUGGAGGAGUAAAACGCCGAAGAACCUGCAGUUUCUCUUUACUGUGCAUGUGUCUAUGAAGCAAUUUGUAUCUUCAAUGGUAGAACUUUUAAGAUAAGAUAAGAUAUACUUUAUUCAUCCCAGCAGGGAAAUGUAGGUGUUCCAGCAGCCAGCAUGCAUACAAACACACAACACAACACAUAUAUACAUGCAUACAAACACACAACACAACACAUACAUACAUACAUACAAACACACAACACAACACAUAUAUACAUACAUACAAACAUACAACACAACACAUAUAUACAUACAUACAAACACACAACACAACACAUACAUACAUACAUAUCCCACCCAUACAAAAAAACACAAUACAGUUUGAUAUAUGAUAUGUUCAACUCAGGCUAAAGUUUAAAAGUUUAAAUGUCUUCUGUCCUUACUUAAAGGGGAGUCGUUAUAAAGUGCAAUUGCAGUCGGUAAAAAAGUAUUUUUAGCAUCCGUGUGUGUUAAUGUCACAAGAAAUAUCUGUUUAUGGAACUAACGCACAUCUGAAAAUGACUUUCUCAAUAAACUGUAGUCUUCUACUGUA
Labrus mixtus (cuckoo wrasse) is the source of this 4547-nucleotide messenger RNA. It is a transcript of the gene rasef, whose product is annotated as RAS and EF-hand domain containing. The transcript has 18 exons. Lineage: Eukaryota; Metazoa; Chordata; Actinopteri; Labriformes; Labridae. Gene Ontology annotation, molecular function: GTPase activity; GTP binding; calcium ion binding. The record is from RefSeq and is a predicted model, not a curated record. The coding region runs from base 128 to 2674 and encodes 848 amino acids.